GAUCAACUUCCAACAGAAAUUGUUUCCUUAUUCACUGAAUAGCCAACAAAUUUUACAUCUGGAGCCUUCCACGAUGACUUCAUCUGACAUCUCGAUCAUCUCGAAACAAAUGGAUUCAAUGUCGAUGACUGACCAUGUUCGUGUUGUUCGUCACAACAAGAGAUUACCACAGUCUAGAUAUUCCCCAUACACUUUAAGAACUAAGUUGAAGGAGAAGGAGAAGCAGGAAGAGGAGGCUAUACGAAUCGGAGUUAAGCUCUCUCUCUUUGUGGCUGAAGCAAUGUUCUUAUUAUCUGAUGACAUACGUUCUAUGUUAGUCUUCUGUUUUUGGCUAUUCAAGUAUGCUGGAAAAAGAAAAUUUGACGGUCCCGUCCUAGGAAGAGUGUUUCAUGUUAUACAAUAUGUGUUUGUGACAUACAUCAAACCAAAGAAUGGAGUCUAUCAAGAUGGUGGCAAAUCAAUUCAAUGGGAACAGUUCAAAACGUCUUCCUACUAUUUUUCUUUAGGAAUCAGAGUUUUGACUCGCAUUGUUUCGGUUCUUGAAGCUGGUGCCUUCGUGAAACCGUCUGGUUUAAAACACUACAACCAAGAGCUUAAGAAGCUAGAGGAAAAUCUGAGGUCUUUCAAGGAUGUUUCAGAGGCGAAUGGGUUUGCAAGAGAAGCUAUACAGUCUAAUCUUCUGUUAUUCAACUUGGUAUUUUAA
This is a messenger RNA of Camelina sativa (false flax), 703 nucleotides long. RefSeq lists its product as uncharacterized. The record is from RefSeq and is a predicted model, not a curated record. NCBI's taxonomy places the organism in Eukaryota, Viridiplantae, Streptophyta, Magnoliopsida, Brassicales, Brassicaceae.